Messenger RNA from Lottia gigantea (owl limpet), 1434 nucleotides. RefSeq lists its product as hypothetical. Bases 1 to 1434 code for a protein of 477 amino acids. The transcript has 2 exons. Lineage: Eukaryota; Metazoa; Mollusca; Gastropoda; Lottiidae. The record is from RefSeq and is a predicted model, not a curated record.
AUGUGGUUACUAAUUGUAUCUGCAGUUUUCUUGAUAAAUGACUCUCUUGCUGGUCGUCUCUUGUCCUUAAGCAACCCAGACAGAUCCAAUCUUGAUGAUGGUAAAGUUCCCAGCAGCAGAAGUAACAGAGACAGGCAAAUAACCGCAAAUUUAGGCGGAUCUACAACUGAUCAGUUAUUUUUAAGAAACUCGAAUCUUGAUAGUGCUAGGUUGGGUAAUGGUGCAUUAGAAAGAAGUAACGGUUUGGAACUAACAUCGUUUGGUAAAAACCCCGACAGAUCCAACCUUGAUGAUGGUAGAGCUCCCAACAGCAGAAGCAGUAGGGAUAGGCAAAUGACCGUCAACUUGGACAGAUCCAGAGCAAGUCAGUCAUUUUCAAGAAACUUGAAUCUUGAUAGUGCUAGGUUAGCUAAUGGUGCAUUAGAAAGAAGUAACGGUUUGGAACUAACGUCGUUUGGUAACAAUCCUGGCAGAUCCAACCUUGAUGAUGGUAGAGCUCCCAACAGCAGAAGCAGUAGGGAUAGGCAAAUAACCGUCAACUUGGAUAGAUCCAGAGCAAGUCACUUAUUUUCAAGAAACUCGAAUCUUGAUAGUGCUAGGUUGGGUAAUGGUGCAUUAGAAAGAAGUAACGGUUUGGAACUAACGUCGUUUGGUAACAAUCCUGGCAGAUCCAAUCUUGAUGAUGGCAGAGCUCCUAACAGCAGAAGCAGUAGGGACAGGCAAAUAAUCGUCAACUUGGACAGAUCCAGAGCAAGUCAGUCAUUUUCAAGAAACUCGAAUCUUGAUAGUGGUAGGUUAGCUAAUGGUGCAUUAGAAAGAAGUAACGGUUUGGAACUAACGUCGUUUGGUAACAAUCCUGGCAGAUCCAACCUUGAUGAUGGUAGAGCUCCCAACAGCAGAAGCAGUAGGGAUAGGCAAAUAACCGUCAACUUGGACAGAUCCAGAGCAAGUCACUUAUUUUCAAGAAACUCGAAUCUUGAUAGUGCUAGGUCUGGUAAUGGUGCAUUAGAAAGAAGUAACGGUUUGGAACUAACGUCGUUUGGUAACAAUCCUGGCAGAUCCAAUCUUGAUGAUGGCAGAGCUCCUAACAGCGGAAGCAGUAGGGACAGGCAAAUAACCGUCAACUUGGACAGAUCCAGAGCAAGUCAGUCAUUUUCAAGAAGCUCGAAUCGUGAUAGUGUUAGGUUAGCUAAUGGUGCAUUUGAAAGAAGUAAUGGUUUUCAACGAACCAAUCUUGAUGAUGGUAGAGCCAACAGCCGAAGUAGUAGGCUAAUAUCCGUGAACUUGGACAGAUCCAGAGCUAGUCAGUCAAUUUUAAGGAGACCAAGUCUUGAUGAUGGCAGAGUAGCUACCGAUUUGAUUAGGAUAGCUAAUGGUGCAUCUAGGAUGGGCAAUCGUUUUGAUCAAACGCCGCUUGGCCGGUGGCAGCCGUAA